Molecule: messenger RNA, 2349 nt
Organism: Branchiostoma floridae (Florida lancelet)
Lineage: Eukaryota; Metazoa; Chordata; Leptocardii; Amphioxiformes; Branchiostomatidae
Product: CMP-N-acetylneuraminate-poly-alpha-2,8-sialyltransferase-like
Exons: 4
Coding region: 194-1546 (450 amino acids)
Biological process (GO): oligosaccharide metabolic process; N-glycan processing
Molecular function (GO): alpha-N-acetylneuraminate alpha-2,8-sialyltransferase activity
Source: RefSeq, a predicted model, not a curated record
GGGAGGUCAGCGAGAUCGCUGUGACACCGGCCGAAAAUGUCCAUUUGGAGCUCGCCGACAAGUCGGCCGACCUAAAUUAUUGAUUUUAAUAGUAAAGGGGGCUUAACCGAUCUACAAAUUCGGCCGGCGUUCGCAUGAAUUGUAAAGCCGGACACCGGCACAACAGGUAUAUUAAAGGUGAGACCAAUGACCAAUGGGCAUUUCUGAUUCUGGGUCAAUAGUUUGUAGUUAUGUCAGGACAGGGAAGUCACACAGACGCGCGGGGCCAGUGACUCGUGUUAACACUACUGUUCUGUGCCGCGGAAGGAAACAUUUCAUCAUGGGUUUGAAGGAGUGUAACACAUCAAGAAUAUUCAAGUCGUGUAACACAUCAAGAAUGUUCAAGUCAAUGAUGGUGCUUUUCUUUGUGUUGCCCUUGGUUAUGUUGUUCCUGACUCGGUACGAACUGUCCACGAAUGCAGAACCACGACUUCACACAAAGAACGCUGGCAGUGACUUCCGCGAGACACCUCAACGUGUCGAAAAGCCAACAGCCAAUGAUACCAUCGUGCCAGCGACUUCAGGACGCCCCAAUGACACAGGGAACGUCCAAGGCGAUUCCACCAAUCAGACGUCUGUGCAGAACAACACAGCACAAGUACUAGGACCUGGGAUUCACGCGGCAAAGAACAACACGAAAUGGCGUUUCAACAGUACUGAGGUGCAGAAGAUGAGACAACACAUCCUCAAGUUUUACAACCCGGAAACAAACCUGACGCUGAGGAAGUCAGGCAUACGGAUUGGGCAACAGCUGAAAUACGAAAUGAAAUGGGGUAACAAGACUUCACUCAACGUCACAAAAAAUUUCUUCAUGUUAAUUCCGGAGGAAUCACCUCUGAAGGACCGUCACUUUAACACCUGUACAGUCGUGGGCAACUCUGGCAUCCUACUGAACAGUAGCUGUGGUCAAGAAAUCGACUCCAUGGACUUCGUCAUUCGGUGUAACCUGCCUCAAAUCGAAGGUUAUGAGAAAGAUGUCGGCUCCAAGGCGAAUCUAACCACAAUGAACCCCUCCGUGAUCGGGCAACACUUCGGCCAGUGGGAAAAUAAAACAGCGGAUGAUUAUGAUCGGUUGAUACGACGUCUGGAACAAAUUGGUGACCAGAUCCUGUACGUACCCACUUUAGCGUCUUGGGUCGGAUAUCAGUGGGUAAGCGCAAUCAUACAGAUCCUUCUUCAGCAUAAACUACCGAUGAAGACUGCUUUUCCACCGGGAAUUAACCCUGUUGUGAAAUUAGCUUGGACAAAGGCUGGGUUUAAGAUGUCGGCGCUCCGUCCGUCCACGGGUGUUACCAUGUACACGCUGGCUGCCACCAUCUGCGACCAGAUCCACAUGUACGGAUACUAUCCGCACAGCAAAGACACACGAGGCAGGGCGAUCAGCUACCACUACUACGACAAGGUGUCGGGCGACAAGUUUGCUCAUAACUUCCUAGAGGAAUUCAGGGCGUUUCAGGAGCUCCAUCGGCGGGGUGCAUUGGUACUGCACACAGAACCAUGCCGUUAAUUUUCUAGCGAAUGCAUAGAUUUCAUUUUAUACGUUUCGAUUAUAAGGCCGUAUAUCAUAGAUGAUUAUAACAUCCGUUCAUCAUCGAGUUAUUUUGUUGUACCAAGGGCGUUCUUGGUUGUACAGAGUCUUUACUGGCUGAAGACGCUACUGUAGAUAUAAGCACCAUGAAUAUUUCAUGGUGAUAAUGAAAUAAUGAAUGAGUGAGUGAGUGAAUGAAGGUCUUUAUUAUACAUUUUAUCACACUGGGCUAGGUACAGGUCACAACAAACAUGUUGAACAGAUUCAGUUAGCCCAUCGUUGGCCAUGGAUAAAUCUAUCUUCUCCUCACAUUUCUGUUACAGUGAAGAUAAAAGAACAGAUAUUCUAUAAUCGAUGAAUUGUUUGUUUAAUCCUUCCUUUAUUCAUGAGAAGCUCAAAUCGACCUGCAGGCCGCUUUUCAUUGAGGUCAUGAAGGAGGUAAAGUCAGUUGCAUUAGGAAUAUGGAUUUUUCUACAGAAGUUGAGUGAAUGAAAUACGGAUGAAUGAAGUAGGGUUUUGUACAACCUUAUACAGUUCAAGUUUCUCUUCGCUAUACAAUCUAUAUUCUAUUACAAACUGACAUUCGUCCUCUAUUGUAUCUAAAUUACUAGUAUAAUAUCUGCAUAGCCAUUGUUCCAAAGGGGUGUGGGUGGGUGUAUCUUCCGGGUUUCAAUGUGUGGUCAUGUUGUGUCAGCUGAUCUUUAAUCUUGUGACUGCAUUCCUGUGCCUCAUAUUUUCAUUACUUGCAUAUCUUUCUUGAUUAUAUGUGGAUUUGAACUAUC